ACAAGUGAAAAUUCUUGAAGAGAUAUACAUGUACAAACAAACAAACAGUAACUCAUUAAAGAGAGAGAGAAACAUGAAUCAGCUUAAUUUUUUUUUCCUUUAUAUUAUCUUAUAGCUAGGACUGCCAUUUAGAGAUGCGGAUGAGUUUCACUCCAAAGAAAACAAAGAGAAAAUGUCUAAUGGAAUCCCUCUGACUGACCAGGAUAGACUUCCAUGGUUAUUAGCAAUAAACAAGUACAUGAAAGGAUUGUCAAAAGAGGGGAAAUCUGGUGUUGUUACUUGCUCAGCACUAAAGAAAGUAUACAGAGAUGUCUUGGUAAAUGGUUGUUCAUCUGAGGAUCCGAUUCCUGACAUUUUGUUUGUCCUUUUACAUGGUGACAGGGCGGUGAUCCAGGGCAGAUUAAACAGUCGCUUUGGUCAUUUCUUGCCGCCCUCUCUACUAGACUCUCAGUUAGCUACUCUAGAAAUUCCAACCAUAGAUGAAAAAUGUAUCCAAGUGGACAUCAAAGUGCCUCCAGCUGAAAUUGUGGAUCAAAUUAUCGAGAAAACAAAUCUCUUGCUUUGAUUAUCAUAUUACCAUUCAUUAUGUGGAUUCUAUAAAAGUUUCUGUUAAUAUAGGCAAUUAUUGUAUUGAGAAAUAAAUUUCACUCAUAUGUCACAGAGAACUAGUUUAGAAAUAAGUAACAUGCAGUCUUUUCACUUUUUAACUCAACUCAACGAAAUUGUGGGGAGGUAAUAUGAUACCCUUGGCGUCAGUGUUUGCUUUGGCUUCCCAGGUUAAAGUUUUUGUGCGAUUUCUUUUUAAGUACGUUUUUGCCCUACAUUAGUCAGAGAUGCAUGUAGGAUGCUUCUACUGAGUUUCAGUUGUACCAGUCAAGGUUUCAGAUGCUGCAAUAUCAGCAAUGGAAUGACCAGAUUAAUGUUUGUGAAGCAGCUAGGUUCAAGUUUUUGUUGCAGGUUAAUGUUUUUUAUGCAAGUCUCAUUUCCAAGUAACUAUGUACUGGUAUAAACUCUAUGCUGAUGAAACUUGCAUGGAUGAUACAUCUAAGGAUGCACACUACCAGGCUUGCUUAGGAUGCUAGAAUCGGACCUGCAUUUUCCAAAUGAGUGAACAGGUUAAAGUUUUUGACACUGGUCUUAUUUCCAAGUAACUAUAAAUCCUAUGUUGACCAAACUUACAUGAA
Molecule: messenger RNA, 1184 nt
Organism: Saccostrea cuccullata (small rock oyster)
Lineage: Eukaryota; Metazoa; Mollusca; Bivalvia; Ostreida; Ostreidae
Product: probable gluconokinase
Exons: 3
Coding region: 173-565 (130 amino acids)
Cellular component (GO): cytoplasm
Molecular function (GO): gluconokinase activity
Source: RefSeq, a predicted model, not a curated record